Messenger RNA from Penaeus vannamei (Pacific white shrimp), 3570 nucleotides. Lineage: Eukaryota; Metazoa; Arthropoda; Malacostraca; Decapoda; Penaeidae. The record is from RefSeq and is a predicted model, not a curated record.
AUGACACCGAGGGGUCCAAGAAGACACCGAGGGUUCGAGAAGGACACCGAGGGUCCAAGAAGAACACCGGAGGGUCCGAGAAGACACCGGAGGUCCGAUAAGGAAACCGGAGGGUCCGAGAAGGAAAUCGAGGGUCCGAGAAGGACACGAGAGAAGGACACCAAGGGGCCCGAGACGGACACCGAGGGCCCGAGAGAACACCGAGGGCCCGAGAAUGACACCAGGGGCAAAAAUGACACCGAGGGGCCCGAGAAGGACACCGAGGGACCGAGAAAGACACCGGGGUCCGAGAAAGGACACCCAGGGGUCCGAGAAGGACACCGAGGGUCCGGAAGGACAUCCGAGAAGGACACCAAAGAGUCCGAGAAGGACACUAAAGAGUCCGAGGUCACCGAGGGGUCCGAGAAAAACCGCGAGGGGCCCGAGAAGGACAGCGAGGAGUCCGAGAAGGAAACCGAAAGGUCCGCGAAGGACACCGAGAGGUCCGAGAAGGACACCGAGGGGCCCGAGAAGGACACCGAGGGGCCCGAGAGGGACAUCGAGGGGCCGAAAGGGACCGAGGGCAAGAGGUCCGAGAAGGACAAAGAGGAGCCCGAGGACACCGAGGGGCCCGAAAAGGACACCGAGGGGCCCGAGAAGGACACGAGGGCCCGAGAAGGAACCGAGGGGCCCGAGAGACACCGAGGGCCCGAGAGGGACACCGAGGGGCCCAAGAAUUACACUGAGGGGCCCAAGAAUGACACCAAAGGCCCCGAGAAGGACACCGAGGGGGUCCGAGAAGGACACCGAGGGUCCGAGAAGGGAGGUCCGAGGAGUCCGAGAAGGACACCGGGGGUCCGAGAGGACACCGGGGACACCGAGGAGCCCGACGACACCGAGGGGCCCGAAAAGGACACAAAGGGGCCCGAAAAGGACACCGAAGGGCCCGAGAAGGACACCGAGGGGCCUGAGAAAGACACCGAGGGGCACGAGAAGGACACCCAGGCCCGAGAAGGACCGAGGGGCUCGAGAGGGACACCGAGGGGCCCGAGAGGGACACCGAGGGGCCCGAGAGGGACACCAGGGCCCGAGAAGGAACCCAGGGCCCGAGAGGGACACCGAGGGGUCGAGAGACACCGAGGGCCCGAGAGGGACACGAGGGGCCGAGAGGACACCGAGGGGCUCGAGAGGGACACCGAGAGGGACACCAAGGGGCCCGAGAAGGACACCGAGGGGCCCGAGAAUGACACCGAGAGGCCCAAAAAUGACACCGAGGGGCCCGAGAAGGACAGCGAAGGCGAGGGGCCCAAGAAGGACAAAGAGGGGUUCGAGAAGUACACCGAGGACAGACAGCGAGGGUCCCAGAAGGACACCAAAGAGUCCGAGAAGGACACCAAAGAGUCCGAGAAGGACACCAAAGAGUCUGAGAAGGAAUCCAAAGAGUCCGAGAAGGAAUCCAAAGAGUCCGAGAAAGACACCAGAGAGUCCGAGAAGGAAAGCGAGGGGCCCGAGAAGGAAGGCAAGGGGCACAAGAAGGACAAAGAGCUGUUCGAGAAGUACACCGAGGACAGUGAGUGGUCCGAGAAGGACACCGAGGGGCCCGAGAAGGACACCAGGGGCCGGAAGGACACCGAGGGGUCGAGAGGACACCGAGGGGUUCAGAGGGAGAGGGGACAACCGAGGGCCGAGGUGAGGACACCGAGGGUCCGAGAAGGUACGCGAGGGGUCCGAAGAAUGGACAGCGAGGGUCCAGAAGGACACCAAAGAGGUCGAGAAGGACACCAAAGAGUCCGAGAAGGACACCAAAGGAGUACUGAGAAGGUAUACUCCAAUAGAGUCCAGAGAAGGGCAAUCCAAAGAGUCCCGAUGAAGGGACACCAGAGAGUCCGAGAAGGAAGCGAGGGGCCCCGAGAAGGGAAGGCAAGGGCACAAGAGAGUGAACAAAGAGUAGUUUCGAGUAGUAUUUUACACCUAGAUGGCGUGACAGUGGUACCACCGAAGCGAGCUCCUCUGAGAGGGACAUCCGAGGGGCCGAUAGGGACACCAGGGCCCGAGAAGGACAGCCCCAAGGGGGCACAAGAGAGGGACCACCGAGAGAGGUCCGAGAGGGAGCCACCGAUGGGGCUCCGAGAGGGACACCGUUGGGCCGCGAGUAGGUGGAUUACCGUAGUUGGGGCAUCUGAGAGGGACACGAGAGGCCCGAGCAGGGGACACCAAGGGCCCGAGAAGACACCGAGGGGCCCGAGAAUGACACCGAGAGCCCAAAAAAUGACACGAGGGGCCCGAGAAGGACAGCGUGGGGUUCCUGAGAGGACAGCCAGGAUCGGAGAAGGACACCGAAAUCCAAAGAGUCGUAGAGAAAGACACCAGAGAGUCGAGAAGGAAAGCCCGAGAAGGAAGGCAAAGGGGCACCAAGAGAGGACAAAGAGCUGUUCGAGAAGUACCACCGAGGACAGUGAGGGUCGAGAAGGACACCGGGGUCCGAGAAGGCACCGGGGGCCGAGAAGACACCGAGGGGCUCCAGACGAGGGACACCGAGGGGCCCCGAGAGGAGCGACACGAGGGGCCCGAGAGGACACCGAGGGGCCCGAAGAGGGACACGAGGGGCCCGGAGGCAUCGAGGGGUCCGAGAAGGACACGAGAGCCGACGACACCGAGGGGCCCGAAAAGGACACAAAGAGGCCGAGAAAGAGGGGCCGAGAAAGGACACCGAGGGGCCUGAGAAGGACACCGAGGGGCCUGAGAAGGACAAGUCUCCGAGGGACACCGAGGGCCCGGAGAUGGACACCGAGCGGCCCGAGAAGAACACCAAGGGGCCCGAGAAGGACACCGAGGGGCCCGAGAAGGACUCUGAAGGGCCUGAGAAGGACACCUAGGGGCCGAGAAGGACACGAGGGGCCCCGAGAAAGACACCGAGGGGCCCGGGAAGGACACCGAGGCCGAGAAGGACAGCCUGAGCGGACGAGAAGGACGAGGGCCGAGGGGCUCGAGAGGGACACCGAGGGGCCCGAGAGGGACACCCCCCGAGGGCCCGAGGGGGACACGAGGGGCCCGAGAGGACACCGAGGGGGCCGAGAGGGACGACCGAGGGGCCGAGAAGGGACACCGAUGGGGCCAAAGAGGGACACCCGAGGGGCCCGAGAGGGACACGGAGGGCCCGAAGAAGGACACCGAGGGGACACCGAGGGUCCGAGAAGGAGAGGUCAGGACACCAAAGAGUCGAGAAGACACCAAAAAGCGAGUCGAGAGGACACCAAAGAGUCCGAGAAGGACACCAAAGAGUCCGAGAAGGACAUCGAGGGGCCCGAGAAGGAAGGCGAGGGGCCCAAGAAGGACAAAGUGGGGUUCGAGAAGUACACCGAGGACAUGAGUGGUCGAGAAAGGGACACUGAGGAGUCCGAGAAGGACACCGGGGGGUCCGAGAAAGAAACCGGGGGGUCCGAGAAGGAAACCAAGGGGCCCAAGAAGGACACCGAGGGGCCCAAGAAGAGACAGCGGGGUCCGAGAGGACACCGAGGGGCCCUAAGACACCUAGGGGCCAGCGAAGGACACCAACGAGUCCGAGAAGGAAACCUAGGAGUCCGAGAAUGA